This is a messenger RNA of Myzus persicae (green peach aphid), 5437 nucleotides long. It is a transcript of the gene Remo, whose product is annotated as adhesion G protein-coupled receptor A3. The transcript is spliced from 16 exons. Gene Ontology annotation, molecular function: G protein-coupled receptor activity; protein binding. The record is from RefSeq and is a predicted model, not a curated record. Lineage: Eukaryota; Metazoa; Arthropoda; Insecta; Hemiptera; Aphididae. Gene Ontology annotation, biological process: cell surface receptor signaling pathway; G protein-coupled receptor signaling pathway. Bases 308 to 4219 code for a protein of 1303 amino acids. Gene Ontology annotation, cellular component: plasma membrane.
UCAACGAUAAACGACGACGGACGAAAACAAAAAAAAAUUGUAAACAAACCGAAAAUGUUUGACGUCUCCCGCAGAUAGGAUCUACAAAAUUGCCGUUAAUGCCGCAACAAAAAUAGAAUAGUGUGUGUGGUGGCCUUUUGUGAGCCUUUUUUGCCUGGCAUGUUGGUUGUUCGUACUCUGAUACUUUUGACGCGAUGAAAGCGUCCGACGAGGACGAAGAAGAGGUGGUCUUUCGAGGUGCUUCGGUGUAGACGGCGAACCGAGGUUGGUUGUACUAUAAGAGGUUUGUCGAUCGUUAAUUUUUGUCAUGUACCCGGGUUCAUUGCUUUGGGCCCUAUGGUUGCUGUUGGUCGGCGCUGUAGCAUCACAAAAAACGGCAGCUGCGGUGGCAGUAACGUCUACGGAUGUUGCAGCGUGUCCAGAACGAUGCGUCUGUCCCAAAAAAAGGAUUAGCGACAAGUUCAACAAAGUGAAAUGUGGUGGGCUUGACAAGCCCGUCAUGUAUCUCAGCGAGAUACCCCUGGUUCAGCUGUCUAAUUUUACCGGAGUAACAUUCUUAGAUCUGUCCAGCAACGUUAUUGCUGCUCUGCCCACAAAUGCCAUACCUAUUCUGACUUUACAAAGGCUAGAUCUGACCAAAAACCUAAUCUCUAUUAUUCACGAUGGUGCGUUUCGUGGCACACCAAAUCUUAAAAUAUUAACACUGACUGACAACAAACUCAGAAAUAUAUCUCAAGGCAUGUUUGAAGGACUCUUUUCAUUGGAACAAUUGAAAAUAAACAAAAACAUUAUUGCUCAAAUACCAGGCAAUACGUUUACAUUUUUGAAUCAUCUCACUAGACUAGAUAUAUCAGACAACCCAUUAGUUUGUGAUUGUGAAAUUUCUGGAUUUCUUGAGUGGGUAGAUAAAAGAAAAGUUAAAUUAGGACCGAAAUCUGAAUGUCAUGAACCAACUUCAUUGAAAGACACACCUAUUAAAAAUCUACAUCUUGAUAUGUUGAACUGUGUACGCCCAAAAUCAAAUACACCUCCAGCCAUCGAAAUUUUACCUUAUACAAAUCUCGUUCUCUUUGAAGGAGAUUCAAUAGAAUUAUUAUGUCGUGCUGUUGGCACAGAUGCUCUAGAAGGUAUUAUUUUGACUUGGAACAUAAAUGCAUUGAAUACUAAUGCUUCAAUAAUUGUUACUGACGGAGAUUUUGAAAACACUGGCUUAAUCCAAAGUAAUUUGUCAAUAGCAAAACUUAAUUCGAAUCAUAGUGGAAAAUAUGAAUGUAAAUUGAACUCUUCUAGUGGAACUCGAAUUCAAUCAAUUUCACUGACUGUUAUUUCAAAUAAGACUAAAUUCUGUGGAGUUGACGAAAGUAAAGAUAAUAAAGGAAUAUAUGCUUGGACUCGUACCAUCUCAGAUGUAACACCUGUUAAACAAUGUCAAGCAAAUGAAGAAGUUGAACCUUUAGCUAAAGGCACAGUCAGUAGGCAUUGUAAUUUGAAUGGUGUAUGGGAAACGCCUGAUACUCUAGACUGUCCUUACACAAGUCCGACCACUCGUAUUUUUUACACAUUAUCCAAGACAAAUGUUACUCAUAAAGAUAACUCAGAAACAGCUAGGAAGUUAUUUAACUACACUAGAGAUCAUUUUAAUGAAAUUAAAGAUAAUCUUGAUAUUAGUUUUAUUGCAGACAUAGUUGAUGACUAUUUGGAUGUAAUACGCAAUGAAAAAUCGUUAGCUCCAAUCGUUGUAGAUUUGAUAAGUUUAAUGGCUGAACUACCUAGAGAAUUACUAUUAGCUGCUCAAAAGAAUGAUAAAUCCACCUCCAGACUUGUGAAUGCUUUGGAAACUUCAUUAGAAUUUACUUCAACAUUAAAUUCUCGAUGGACAUCAGCUAUAGCAAUGGAAGAAUUCAUUAUUUCAAAAGAAAAUUUCAAUGGUUUAAUAUGUAUUUGGGGUCGAGAUCAAGAUUCUCCAACUACAAUGAAUUCAUUGAUGUGUCAUGUUUAUAACAAUGAUAGUCUUUAUCAAAACAAAAUUAUUGAAGCGUCAAUUAAAGUACCAAGUUCAUUAUUCAUGAGUGACUCAAAGAAAGAUUUGCUUAGUAACGAAUUAAAAUUAGUAUUCAUAGUGUAUGAAGAUGGUAAAAUGUUUCCUGAACCAAUGAUAACAGCUGAAGACAAUGUCACAUUACUGCCUACGGAAAUAAAAUCUUGCAUUUUAGUAACAAAAUUAGUUGGCGUUGAAAUGGAAAUUGUACCAGAACCACUUAUCUUAACAUUGCGUCAACCUGAAAAUUAUGAUCAUUAUUUGACUAUGAGACCUAGCCCAUCGUGGUGGAAUCCUUUAUCGGGAUUAUGGGAUAUUAAUCCAAACACCAGUUGUCAGCUAGCACGCAUUACGGGCGGCAUGUUGGAGUACACGUGUAAUAGAUUUGGUUAUUUUGCAUUGACCAUGAGUCCAACGUUGGUGCAUAAUAUUUUUCCACCAACUAAUAUUACUGUUGCAAAAAAAACAAAAUUGUUUGCACAUACAUCAAUUUACAUUGGGACUUUUGUUGGAAGUACGUUUCUUUUAUUUUCAGUCACUCUUUUUGUGGUACUCAAUAGCAACAUACAAAUGGCUAAAAAAUUGAAGCACUCCCUUCCCAAUACUUGGUUUGCAAUGUCAAUGUUCUAUUUAAUCUAUUGUAAUGGUAUUCAUCGGACUGAAAACCCUAGAACUUGCCAAAUAAUAGGAUUGUUGAUUCAAUUUUUUGGUCUAGCUCCAUUGUUUUGGAUGACAGUGACUAUUAAAGUAUUGUGUAAACGUGUACAUAAGCCAUUCCUCCCAGCUGGCACUCCAUCUGAUGAUGGCGGUGGUAUGAACAUUCCACACGAAGAUGUUGUGGUAAAAAAGCCACUAUUGGGUAUAUAUAUGGUUGGCUGGGGCAUACCAAUGUUAUUGUGUGGAAUGUCAAGUGCUGUUAAUUUGCCUGGUUAUGGAGGACACGAAGGAGAUUAUUGCUUCUUAAAACCGGGUCCUGCCUUUGGUUUUAUUCUUAGUGUGGCUUUAGUGGUUGUUAUCAGUAUUUUCUUCCUCAGUUUAAUUGUUUCCUGUGUUGCCAACGAUCUUGACUCUAACGUACAGCUUUCAGAAGGUACUCAAGCCACUGAUCUAGAACUAUUGGAUCAGACAAAUAGCAUGGUGGAACACAAUAGUUGUCGCAGCCUCACAACUCCAUCAAGCAAAGUAGAAGAUCCCGAACAGUCUCCUGUUGUUCAACUGAGAUUUUUCAAUGGAACCCUAUUGGGAUACUUGUUGUCUGUUGCAAUGACUUAUUUUAAUGUUGCAAUUAUGCACAGUCCAACCAUACAACUAUGGUUGGGUGUUUGGUUUGCUUGUUUCAAUAUAUUUCAAAACUUUUUGAUAAUGUGGUUCUACAUAUUUGUACGAAAUGAUGUUCAGAACGCAUUUGUAGAACUUAAAGAACAUCGCUGGGGAAGAAAAAAAGUUGUAGAUUCAGUCCGCGCUCCAUCAAUUAGAACUGAUAGUUUUCAAUCUGUGAGGCCAAAGUCCAAUAGUGAAGUUGUGUCACUGCAAUCAUUUAGAUCACCUCAAUUACAACUUGUUAUGAUGCGACAUCAAUUAAAUGCUGAACGUCAAAUUGAUUAUUACAAUCCACAUCAAAUAACUGUAGCCAAGCGAUUUUUCAAAAAACAAAGGAGGAAACAAAAUAAUUUACCUCGACGUCCACCAUUGACUUCACCAGAACUAACAGACAAUGGUGCUUACUACUGUCAAAAUGGUAAAACCAAUAAUCUACGGCUGGAACUAAAACAAAAUGGUGUAUUCUCAGACAGUGCCAUUACUGAUCAUGAGUAUGUUGAGGUAGAUGGCCGUACACAAUACCAACAUAAGUAUAUGCAACCAAGAGACUACUCUACCGAAGAAUUUGUAACCAGCCAAAUGAGUGGUGCUAGUUGUGAAGGUAUUUCAGACAGUGUCACCGAUUGUGGAAGGAACAUAAGUGAAAAAGAAACUUGCAGUAGUCCUCAUGUGAUAGUGUCUGACUGUUCUAGUGCAAAUCCAUUGAAUCACACAUAUGAAACAAUCACCCCCAAAAAAGAGAGAUGGACGGAUGCCAACAAAAGAAAAAAAGACAUGAGAAAAUCGCAUAAGGCAUCUGGUUAUACUCUUGCCAGAACUAAUAAAUCUGAUAGUGACGAAAAUGACGAGACUUGUGUUUAGAAAAAUCUCCAAUUAUAAUUAACCUUUUGUAUCUUUUCCUAGUUGAAGUAUUAAACAUUUAUUUAUUAGUUUUAAGGGUUCUAAAUAGUUAUAAUGUAUUUGUAUAUUUAAUAUUUAUUUAUUACUGACACUAAUAGUGUUUUUAUCCAAGUACUUCCUAUGUACUCUUAGGUCUUAGCCAUUAUGUAUUUCUGUUGUAUAACUAAUUAAAGCAUAUUCUUGUGUUUAAUUUAAAACUAAUCUCAAUUGAAGAAUGAUUGAUACAAUUAGUGCAGCUUAAUUAAUAAAAUAUUCCCACCGUCAAAUAAAUUAAAAAUUUUAUGGUUUUGUUUAUUUAUAUUAAUAGUUGAAACUUAAGUUUAACACUAACAUAUUUUAUUUCAUGCUAGUAUUUGUAGUUUAAUUCUUUAUUGUUAGUUAUUAUAAUUAUAAAAUGUUUGGUAGGUCUUAUGUUUAUUUGAGUUGUAAUUAGUUUUAGUUUUGUACCUAGUUUUUACAGGUAAUCCAGCUGUACUACUGCCAUUUUUGUUUGUUGUUUUUUUCUUAAGUUUAUAUGAUACAUAACAAUAAUUAUUUGUACAGUAUUAAAUUAAUAACAAUUAAUGACUAUUAUUUUUAAUUGUAGUCUUUACAUACACAUUAUUAAUUAGGUAUAGUUUGUUAAGUCAUAACUCACAGCAUCAUUCUGUAGUUUUGUUGUGAAUUCCACUUAGAAAUAGUUUGUACUUAAUUUUUUUAUAGAAAUUACUAUAAUUAACUCAUUUGUGUGUAUACGAUAAUAUGAUUUAAGUGUUUUAUUAACUGAAAUCAGUGAUUCUUAUGAUCUUGUAAAUUAUUUAUAAAUAAUUAUUUUAAGAAAAUUGAACUGGUCAACUUUGAAAAUGUUAUAAUUUUCUAAAUAUCAUAAUAUGUAUUGGGUAUGUUACAUAAAUAUUUUUAAAAUUCUGUAUAUUAUUUUGAUUUAUAUAGUAUUAGUUGCAGCUCAAUUAAACCGAAGUAUAAGUAUUACAAUUUAAACGAAACUUGAUCAGUAUUCCAUGUUUCUAUGUUUGUGUAUACCAAUAUUAAAUUGUGCUUAAUAAGUAAUAACUGAUAUGAACUUUUCAUUUUAGAUUAACUUUGAAAUGUAUUCUACUUAUUACAUACUAUGUACUAUUAUUUUUUCUACUUUUUUAUUUUAUGUAUGCAUUAAAUAUAUAUUAAAAAUAAGUUAUUGUA